UUGGUUUCCGUCAAAAUUCGGGAAAAAAACGGAAGUCACCAAAAAUUCUUGUCCAUUUUUUUUUCCUGUGGAAAAAAAGCGACGCCUUGAGGAGACGUCACAUGAUUUCGGGAAUGUGGAGACGAAUGUCUUAACUGUCUGGGUUGGAUUUAAAUCUUUUCACAUCGGAGUGUUCGCGCUACGUCGCGGGGCGGGGUGUGUGUCCUCUCCUCUCUCUUCCACACACAGAGGUGUUUGUCUUGUCAUGACAGCCAUGGAGAGAUUAGAGGAUACGUCUGAGCUCCAGUCCCGGCUGUCAUCCUUGUCCUUUUCGUCGUUUCCCGGAAUAGCAUCCAAACACUGCAACAGCACCCCUCCGAACAGGCUCCAGAAUACAAAUCUUUCAGAGAGCAUUUCCCAGUCCAAACCCCAAUCUGAUAUGGAAGAAACCAAGAAGGAUUCAGAGCAGCUUCCAAAGAACAGUGAAGAGUCCCCUGCUGAGCUGGCCCUGGGGGAAGGAGCAGAGGAGAACAACAGUUCUGGGAGCUGUCAGCUCUCCUCUGAGAUGAAAGCCCAGAUGCCACCCCUGCCACCCCCCACAACUUGGACAUCUGCUGCACUGAAGGAGCUGAAGGCAAAACUUCGUCCAGAGAAAGACAGCGUAGUGACAGUGUAUCGAGGUGACAUCAUGACAGUCCACGUCCCUACUGUCCCUGAGGCCAAGAAAGUGUGCUGGGAGUUUGCUACAGACGGUUACGACAUCGGCUUUGGCAUUUAUUUUGACUGGACCCCUGUGACGAGCCGGUCUAUCACCGUGCACAUCAGCGAGUCGAGCGAUGACGAAGACGAAGAGGAGGAGCUGGAAGGAGCUCUUGGCAACGAUGACAUCGAGAAAGGCUCCAAAAGUCAAACUAACUCCAACUUGUCUGAAAUCCUUCCUGUGUACCGCCAGGAUAGCCACUUGUCUGUCCAGGGAGGGAGCCAUGACUUUCCAGGUGAAGGCACUUACCUCCUAAAGUUCGACAACUCCUACUCCCUUUGGCGAAACAAAACACUUUAUUACAGGGUGUAUUACAGUGCCUGAUAGCCAAUGAGUUGCUUAUGAAUGUAUAAUAUUAAUCUCAAGUACACUGAACUAUUUUUGAUUGGGAAAAUUUAAAAAGUUGAUUUGAGAAAUUUAUUACAGGCAUAUCUAUUUUUUACCUGCUUUUGUGUUUCCGUUUAUGUGAAGUUACCAAGUUUUCAUCUGCUUUUGCGUCUUGUGAUAUAUUUUAAAAAAGCCUUGCAUAUGUGCCAUAUUCCCAUUUAUGCCCUGUGCUGUUUGGUCAAGUGCCCGUCCUAAAACUUCUAUCGUCUCCAUCUUUAUUUGGUAGCAGCGAUCAGGGAACACCUGCGUGGAGUGUUUUUCACCACACCAGGUGCUUAAAUCGCUAAAGAAAUGCACUUAUUUCAUGUGUGUGUGUUUACGUGUGCUCCUUUUUGCUCAGUAUCAAUCAUUCAUGUUUGUAUUGUACCUUAUUUUGGGUGUGUUGAGUCUAAUAAUGUUAUAAUGACACUUAAAAUGAAACAAAAACUAUUUGCGUUCAUGAUAGCGUGUUAGUGAGAGAUAUGUUGAAUGUACUAAAAGUGAGCGAUAGUUUUCAGAGGUUGCUUUUUAUGACAAAUAAAAGUCCUUAUCAAAUAAAGCUCUUAUGUAAUAGAUUCAAUAUUUAUCUUUGCUUUGCCCGUGUUUUAUUUAGCUGUUAUAAAGGGGGAGACCAGCUGUGUUUCAUGUUGUAUGUGAGUUUGAAAAAAAGAUCACUGUGCUUACUUUUCUGUUUUUUUUCUGUAUUUGACCAUCAUUCUUUCUAUGAUUGACCUUUGAAUCACUUGUGCACUUCCCAAAGAUGUCCCAGAUUUGGCUGCUACUGGUGUAUGCAAUGUAAAGCAACAGAUUCAAAGCUUCACAUAUUGCUGUGCCGUACAUUCACUGUAAUUUUAUUGUCCCUGAAAUUUAUAUUCCACAAUAAAGAGAAGAUUAUAUA
Molecule: messenger RNA, 2003 nt
Organism: Nothobranchius furzeri (turquoise killifish)
Lineage: Eukaryota; Metazoa; Chordata; Actinopteri; Cyprinodontiformes; Nothobranchiidae
Gene: tmed8
Product: transmembrane p24 trafficking protein 8
Cellular component (GO): Golgi membrane
Source: RefSeq, a predicted model, not a curated record